Molecule: messenger RNA, 565 nt
Organism: Trichobilharzia szidati
Lineage: Eukaryota; Metazoa; Platyhelminthes; Trematoda; Strigeidida; Schistosomatidae
Source: the annotation of a GenBank genome assembly
AUGCCAGAUGAAGUCUAUUCGGAUAAAGAUUAUCCCGGACCGAGUCGUUUGAAUCUAGCCCGGAGUAUACUUGCUGAACGUCAUAUAAUUGGCGGUAAUGGUAAGGAUUCCUCUAAAGAGGAUUUAGAGAAAGAGAAAACUGAUCUAUGCGAAUUAGCCAGUCGAUUUGAUAUCUAUGGUGAGAUAGCGGAGGAAUAUUCGCAAUUACAAGAGUACAUUAAGAGGAAAGGCUUAGAUAUGGCUAAAGUAAAUGAAAAUGAUAAUCAUAAUAACAAUGAUAAUAAUAAUAAAGGUGAAAGCGUUGACAAUAAGGAUAGUGAUAUUAGUCAACCUUAAUAAUAAACAAUAAUCCUUCAGAUGGCCAUUUACAGAAACAGAGACAAAAAAAGGAAAGACUUCACUAACGAAAAAAACAGCCUAGUGUUAUUAUUUUUUGUCUUGUUUUGAUAAUUUCUCUGUCUCUAAAUCUGUGCUGUACAAAUAUUCAAUAUUUUGUAAAGUUUCACCCCAUUUUUGCAUACAACAAUGGAUCAAAUAUAGAUAGUGAUUAGAAAAUACACAUAUA